This is a messenger RNA of Cordyceps fumosorosea ARSEF 2679, 2439 nucleotides long. RefSeq names its product Dynamin, GTPase domain protein. Lineage: Eukaryota; Fungi; Ascomycota; Sordariomycetes; Hypocreales; Cordycipitaceae. The record is from RefSeq and is a predicted model, not a curated record. Gene Ontology annotation, cellular component: membrane; cytoplasm; microtubule. Gene Ontology annotation, molecular function: GTPase activity; GTP binding; microtubule binding. The coding region runs from base 1 to 2439 and encodes 812 amino acids. The transcript is spliced from 3 exons.
AUGAGCGAAGCAAUCAAGUCGCUCACCGCGCAGGGCCUGGAGCAGCUGUGCUCCGAGGAGCAGCUGCAGCUGCUCAACGCGGUGGACUCGCUGCGCUCCCAAGGCAUCAGCCACUACAUCUCGCUGCCGCAAAUCAUCGUCUGCGGCGACCAGUCCUCGGGCAAGAGCUCCGUCCUCGAGAGCAUCUCCGGUGUCCCCUUCCCCACCAAGAGCAGCGUGUGCACCCGCUUCCCGACCGAGCUCAUCCUCCGCAAGACGGCCUUUCCCUCCAUCAACGUCUCUAUCGUGCCGCACCACUCCUGCAAUGACGCGGAUAAGGAUUCCCUGUCCAACUUUCGCGAAAGGCUGCUCGACUUCAAGGACCUGCCCGCCCUGAUCGAGAGCGCCAAGCUGGCCAUGGGAGUCAUGACCAUGGGCAAGGCCUUCUCCGAGGACAUCCUGCGCAUCGAAGUCAGCGGUCCCGAUCGCCCGCACCUCACCAUUGUGGACCUUCCUGGUCUCAUUCACUCCUCAAAUAAGCACCAGUCCGCCUCGGAUAUUGACCUCAUCAACAAUGUUGUCCAGCGGUACAUGAAGGAGCCUCGAAGCAUCAUCCUCGCUGUCGUGUCCGCAAAGAACGAUUACGUCAACCAGAUUGUUCUGAAACUCGCGAGCAAGGCCGACCCUGAGGGAAAGCGGACCCUGGGCGUCAUCACGAAACCAGACACUCUAAUCCCGGGAUCUGGAAGCGAGCGCGAUUUCAUCUCCCUGGCUCGGAAUCAAGACGUCGAGUUCCGCCUGGGCUGGCAUGUCUUGAGGAAUCGGGACACGGAGGCGGACCAGGAAGGGUGGACCUUUGAACAGCGUGAUGCCGCCGAGCUGCAGCUUCUGUCCUCUGGUGCCUGGGCGGGCCUUUCAGUACAGAACGUGGGCAUUAAAUCUCUGAGGACCCGUCUGAGUAAAGUACUCGUGCGGCAGAUUUCUUCUGAGCUCCCAAGCCUUAUUGACGAAAUCACUAAGUUGUCUGCCGAAUGCCAGAAACGCCUCCAGAAGCUCGGUUUGCCCCGUAACACCAUUUAUGAACAGAGAAUGUAUCUCAUCCAGAUUAGCCAAGCCUUUCAAGCCUUGCUUCAGGCUGCGGCCAAUGGUGCGUACAACGACUCAUACUUUGGUAAUGCUAUGUCUUCGGUCGGCUACCAGAAGCGUCUCCGAGCUGUGGUUCAGAGUCUGAAUCGAGGCUUUGCGGCAAAAAUGGCCUUCGAUGGCCGGCGAUACGAAGUUGUAGAGGACGGCGAGGAAGUUGGGUCGGAACGCCACGGCCACCUGACUCGAGACCAAUACAUUGAAAAAAUUGUUUUGGUAAUUCAGAAAGGUCGAGGUAGAGAACUACCUGGUAUGUUCAACCCAAUGAUUGUUACGGAGCUAUUCAAGGAACUCUCAUCGCCGUGGGGAAAGAUUGCCGAGGACCACGUCCUGGAAGUGUGGAAAGCGAUUCGGCUGUCGUUGAACCACCUCGUCACUCACGUCGCCGACUCCACUACGGUCAACUCGAUCUUGGCCGGCGUCUUUGAGCCGCAUCUGGAUUCCUUGCUGAAGGUCCUGCGCGAAAAGCUCUCUGGGCUGCUGAAGCCACACCGAACCGGCCACCCCAUCACCUACAACCACUACUUUACGGAAGCUCUACAAAACAUCCGCAAGGAGCGUGAAAAGUGCAGACUUGCCGCAUUGAUACAGGAGGAAUUUGGGGCGGUUUCUUUGGUAUCCAAAACCUCGAUCAGCAGAACGAUGGACUUUGGGCAGUUUCUUGAGCGACUGCUUGAUCCGCGGGAGGCAGAUAUGGAUCAUUUUGCCGCUUCUGACGCACUUGACUGCCUGGAUGCCUACUACAAGGUCAUCGAGGUUUGUCUAUUGGGCAAGCUGAACGAAAUUAUGGAUCCGACGUCCAUUUUCACGAUGAAGGACGCUGACAUCACCCGAAUUGCUGCAGAGACGGAAGAGAGUCGUGCGGCACGUGCGGAGCUCGAGACGAAGCUGAAAGUCCUCAGCAACGGAAGUCAAAUUUGCAAGACAUUUGCAACACUCUAUGUCAAUGUCCUGGACAACGAAAACGAGAGCAGCGACAACACGACCGAUCGACUCAGUGAUACUGGAAGCGAACAGUCUGCCACUGGUUCUGUAGCAACAGCGGGGAGCGAUGUUGACCUAGCCGAUAGCUCUGCUCCUGAGGCUGUACUGGCUGAUGAUCUGAUCUAUGAGGCGGAGCAGGUAGUUGAGCAGCCUCAUACCGAGUCGACUCCUGAAUCGGUGGAUGAUGUGUGGGGUGGUGUUUCACGCAAGAGCAAGAAGGCUAAGAAAAAUCAGAAGAAAAGGGCAGUGUUCGAUAAAGCAAAGCUCGUUGAGGCAGAACCUACCCUUGAGGACGACAACUUGUCCAUUACUUGGGGCAGGAAGACGAAGUAA